AUGGUCUGCUAUGGGCUGGAUGAUAUCGCCAAGGUGCACAAAGUAAUAGAACCUGAGAGGUUAAAAGAAUUCUUCCCAGAGGUUGAGCUGGAGGAGCUAAGAAGACCAAAAGAUGUCGAGCUUCUUAUCAGCCACAGAGAGGGAAGGCUUGCUCCUCAAAGGAAGAGAGUGGUUGGGGACCUCGUCUUGUGGGAGAGUCCACUCGGGAAGACAGUGGGAGGAGCGCAUCCUGAUCUCUUUGAAGAUGCAGAAGUGGCAGCCCAUGGGUCAAGAACCCACUUCGCCCGGUCCAUGAGAACAGCUGCUGUCAAAUAUGAGGAGAUUCUCAGAGACACAUCUGAAGCAGAGGAUUCCCUCCUAAAAAAGGAGCAUCAGGCUAAUGUAAAUUUUACAAGAGCCACUAACAGUGAGUUUCCUGAAUGGUGGAGAUUGGAGAGUAUUGGGGCAGCCUGUGAACCGAGAUGUGGGGGGUGCAGAUGUGGAAAUUGCCAACCAGGAGGGAAGGAAAUGACCCUGGCAGAGGAAAAAGAACUGGAGAUCAUUAAAAAAGGUCUCACGUACAUCAAGAAGGAAGAUACUCACGUGAACUCACCACGCUGGGAUGCAAGGUAUCCAUGGGUUGAAGACCCUGCCUCUCUCCCCAACAACAGGAGUGCAGUGGAAGCCACAUUUUUAAGAACAGAAAGGCAAUUGGAGAGAGAGCCUGAAUGGAAAGCUGCAUACACAGCGCAAGUACAUGAGAUGGUUGAACGUCAUGCUGCCAUGGAACUCACUGAGGGGUUGAGAAGAAACUGGAAGGGGCCGGUGUGGUACGUAAGCCACUUGGUGGCACCUAACCCUCACUCAGUCACAACCCCAGUGCGAUUGGUGUGGAAUAGUAGCCAAAAAUUCAAAGGCGUGAGCAUGAAUGACCUUCUUUUAAAGGGGCCAGACGUUCUAAACCCAAUUAGAGCUGUCCUGCUAAGGUUCAGAAGAGGUGUGUAUGCAGCCCUUGGUGACAUCAAAAAGAUGUAUAAUUCAGUGUGGCUGGAGGAACGUGAAAUGCAUCUACACCGAUUUCUCUGGAGGGAUAAGCCAGAGGAAGAUAUAAAAGAAUAUGCCAUCACACGGGUCAACAUAGGAGACAGACCAGCUGGGUGCAUAGCACAGCUCGCUAUGCGUGAGACGGCAAGACUAUCCAUCUUUGCUCACCUGAAGGAGGAGUGCAGGAUUCUGGAAGAGGAUAGCUAUGUGGAUGACAUCCUAACAUCCCACAACAGUCUGGAGGAACUGAUCGAAAUCACACAAGGAGUGGAGGACAUCUUGAAGGCAGGAGGCUUCUUUCUCAAACCUUGGGUGUGGUCAGGCCAAAGUGGGAGGCAGGUUGCUGCAGGGGGAAUCCCACAAGAGCUGGAGGCAGCAGCGCAAAAAGCAGCAACAAUCAUCCUUCCAAACCAGAUGAGGGUUGAAGACAACAAGGCCCUGGGUGUUGGGUAUCAGGCGGAAGAGGACAUGCUUUACAUGAUGACAUCAAUCAACUUUUCCAAGAGGAAAAGGAAGGUUAGACUGGGUGAGCAUCUUAACAAGGAGAAUGUGAGACUGGAAACACCUGAUCCACUGAGCAGGAGAGAGCUGCUUAGUCAGGUAGCUGGGCUUUAUGACCCAAUUGGGCUAGUCACACCAGUCAAACAGAAGGGAGCAAUCCUUGUAAGGAAGGCCUUCCAAGAGGCUGGAGGUGGAAAGAUGACUCGAGAGACCUGGGAUAAACCGCUUUCAGAAGGUCUAAGAGAAGAAGCCAUUAAGAUAUUUGAAGAAUAUGUAGAGCUUGGUCGUAUUAAAUUCCACAGAAGCAUCACACCAGCUGACUGGAGAGGGAAACCGUGGGGAAUAACCUUCUCAGAUGGGAGUGAUAAAACCUAUGGAGCAGUGAUGUACCUGAGGUGGGAUACAGAGAGAGGAGUUGACGUCUGUUUUGUGGAAGCAAAGGCCAAGCUGACCCCGCUGGAUCAAAAGGGAGAAGCGGCAAAGGCCGAGAUCUGUGGAGCCGUUUUUGCAGCCAGGCUCAGGAAGUAUUUUAAGAGACAUGGGGAACUGAACAUUGCCGAUAUAAUGACUAGAGGAAGCACAGCAAGAGAUCUGAAGGAAGGAUCUGUGUGGCAAAACGGGCCAGAGUUUUUGAAGUGGCCAGUGGAGGAGUGGCCUAAGAAGUCAGCUGGAGAAGUUGCUGCCCAUGCCAAGGAAAGUGUAAACAAGUUCCAAAGUAUCCAGCAAGAAGUCAGCAGGUUCUGGAGAAAGUGGUGUGAGCUGGCUGGUCCCAACCUGUUCAUCAAAAGCAAAUGGCACACAAAGCAGAGGAAUGUCACAGUGGGAGAUGUUGUGUGGCUGGCGGAUCAAAACGCUUUAAGAGGCCGAUACAAGCUUGGCAGAGUUGUCAGUGUAAAUCCUGACCAAAGAGGAGUCGGGAGGGAUGUGAAUGUGAGGACUUUUCCAAGCUACCCUGUUCCAAUGAGUAAAGGAGGGACACUGCACAAGCAAAGGAAAAACACAGAAAAACUCUCAUCCAGAAUCCCCUACACCAUCGUUCACAGGGAUGUCAGACGCCUGGUGGUUCUGCUUCCUAUUGAGGAGCAACAUUAAGAGACAAUAGUGUGACCUCCUUGGGUUCAUUAACCAGGAGCUCAAGUGGGAGGUGUUGGGUUAUGUGCUGUAUGCUGUUUAUUUUUCAUGUUUUUCUUUUAAUAUUUUUCACUCUGGGAUGUGAUGAUGUCUACUUUGUGCAUGGAGUGUGUCAGAGGGCAGUAGAGAGCCUAAGUGUUCACAUGGUGUUCAGAGAGAGAGUAGAGAGCAAGAAGCUCUAGGUUGAUUAGCCUUGGUUGAGCACCUGAUGGGCCUUUUGUUUGUUUGCCCUGGGUGUGGUUGAGUCAGUGGAGCACAGAGACGCUACUGGUUAUCAACCUGCUUAUGAUUCAACAGAAAAUGACAAAAGUCAAAUAAAAGAAGUGACUAAGUUGAUCUGAGUUGUUUCCUGCGUCCUCUGUGCCAAGCUUGGUCG
Messenger RNA from Cyprinodon tularosa, 3031 nucleotides. RefSeq lists its product as uncharacterized. The record is from RefSeq and is a predicted model, not a curated record. The transcript has 2 exons. Bases 1 to 2616 code for a protein of 871 amino acids. NCBI's taxonomy places the organism in Eukaryota, Metazoa, Chordata, Actinopteri, Cyprinodontiformes, Cyprinodontidae.